GAGUGCUGUUUCGGCUUGUUCCGCGGCCGCUCGGUCAUUUUCGCCUCUUUGUUUUACUGAUAGUGGAUUUAACUCGGAUUCAGCCCAAUAUCCAGCGGACCUUGCUCCUCCCAAACAGGCUCCAAUGAGAGGCUCUCCAUGAUGAGGAGUUAACACUGUCGGCCGCACAACCGCAGGAACAGACGUGGCCGCUGCACCAUCCACAGUCGACGCAUGGCGGUAUUAGGGAACCCCGACAUGCUGACGAGGAAGAUAAAGCUCUGUCACAUCAACGCCCACAUCACAUGUCGUCUGUGUGAGGGCUACCUGAUCGACGCCACCACCGUCACAGAGUGCUUACACACCUUCUGUAGAAGCUGCCUAGUGAAGUAUCUGGAAGAAAACAACACGUGCCCCACGUGUAGGAUUGUUAUUCAUCAGAGCCAUCCACUGCAGUACAUCGGCCAUGACAGAACAAUGCAAGACAUUGUCUACAAGUUGGUACCGGGACUUCAAGAGGCGGAGAUAAAGAAGCAGAGGGAUUUCUAUCAGAAGUUGGGGAUGGAGGUGCCUGGAGACAUUAAAGGAGAGCUUUGCAAUAUGAAGACUCAUCUAGAUCAACGCAAUGGCGAUGCAAAAUCAGAAGACACGGCCAAUAAGGAGGCAGGAGAGGAGAAACCAGAAGAGGACAACGACUAUCACCGUAGCGACGAGCAGGUCAGCAUCUGCUUGGAGUGCAACAGCAGCAAGCUUCGAGGUCUGAAGCGCAAGUGGAUCCGCUGUUCAGCACAAGCCACAGUCCUCCACCUCAAGAAGUUCAUCGCCAAAAAGCUUAACCUGACAUCAUUUAAUGAGCUGGAUAUUUUAUGCAACGAGGAAAUCUUGGGAAAGGACCACACUUUGAAAUUUGUUGUUGUGACAAGAUGGAGAUUUAAGAAAUCCCCCCUCCUGCUCCAUUACAGACCCAAGAUGGAUCUGCUGUAGCGAAAACGGACACAACGGUUGUUUUUUUGUUUUUGUUGUUUUUUUUGGGGGGGGGGUUUUUGGCCCAGUGGCCGCAGACUGUGCCGAAACCUUUUUAUUUAUGCAAAGACGAUCAACCAACACCAAGCAAACACCCGACGGUCAAAGUCAACACAAGCCAGCAAAUCGGGAACUAAAGAGGGCGGGCGGGGAGGGCAAAUACAACAAAAACUGGCAACCUCCAGCACAGAUACUGCAACACUGGUGUGUUUUUAGGAACUAAAACAACCAUUUUUUUGUCCGCUACAUCCUAGAUAUGUGAACAAAAAGAAAAAAAGAACAAAAAAAAUGGAGAGAAAGCAUAUAUUUAUACUUUUGUACAGAAGAGACACAUGGAACCAAGACACUACUGGUGCUCUGUUUACACGCAAACAAGAUGUCGGGAAUCACGUGACUGUCUUUUUGAGCAUCGUGCAGAUUUCAUCCUCCUGAGACAAUGACUGAGAGGAGAGGGGGGCAUUUUUUAUAACAGGUGUUUUUUCUUUCCUCUUUUCACAAUACACUCGACACAUCUUGGGAGCACAGAAAGUAUAUGGAAAAAGUUAUAUAACAGGCAUCAAUUUUAAGCUGUUUAUCAAGUAAAUUGUCUCUGAAUCUUUUUUUUUUAUUUUCAUUUUGUUGGCUUUGUCUAAUUUGCUAUUGGGUUCUUGAUGAUUGUCAAUUGUGAAUAGGCUAAAAUGUUUUGUGUAGUAAUUUAUGUUCUAUAUACCAAUAUUGUACAUAAAAUGUCAUUACAGAGAGAGAUUGAAGAGAGUAAGAGAGACUUUAGACUGUUAAAAAAAAGAGUGGAUCCCAGAAGUGCUAUCUAUAUUUUGGGGGGCGAUAAGUGUCCGGAGGCGAUAAAUUAGGAUUUUUAAAAGACAGACUCAUUAUCAGUAUCAAAAUAUAUAAAUGCAUCUUUAUGUUGUCUAAGAAAGACACAAAACAGAUAUAUCAAAUCCUCUGCCAUUUGUGUGUGUGUGGGGUCUAAGUAUGUUACUUUGCUCUCAUAGCAUUACUUUAGGGCAGAUAAGAAGAAAGCUUCAACCACCCCCUCCCAACUCCAUGCUCCUCGUCUGACCUGGAAUACAGCUAUCCUUGUCUUUUUUUUUUUUGGACGUCAUUAUCAACCAAUUCUGUCUUAACAAUAAUGCUACACAAAAACACUCAUGUUCAGAAAUGCCUGCAGGACAUAACAAUGCAAUAUUUGGGCAGAGAACUUGUUCAUUUGUAUUGAUUUUAAUCUUGUUUUCACACCAUGCAGUCCUUAAUAUCCAUCCUUGUGUUUCUGCAGCAGCACCAGGCAGGCAAAUACUGAUACACCCACAUGUUUACAGCUCUUGGGUCGCGCUGCUAGCAGCAGAUGUUGCUGGCACUAUUAUACACAUUGCAUUUCAGUUUGCUCACAUUUCAGUGGAAAACUCAGAGCUGUAAUAGACAUGAUUUUUGCAACACACCAGUCUCACUUGUCUUAACAGCGGGGAUGCAACAGAGUAGAGUACCUUAUCCUGAAUCUCUCAUUUAAGAGCAAAAUAUAAAGCGUCUGGUAGAUUGUAAGCUUUCUCUUCAGAGCAGGACUUCGUCAGUAAGAACCACCACAGGCAGGCCGGUUUGAUGAGCAUGAGUACAGAUUACUGACGUCACAUUGUUGUGUUUGUGGGGUAUUUUUCAGUUUCUUCUCACUGCCAGUUGGAGUUGCAAAUGUGCAGAGCUGCACAGUGUUUAAGAGAGUCAAUUUAAGAACAUUUCUGAAAGUCGAGUGAAUAUUGCUUUUUUCACAAAAUCUGUAUAAAACUUGGAAUUUUUUGCAGGAUAGCUAGUGUUCAAUAUUGUUGACUUCACAAGACACAAAUUUUUGAGAAAUAACUCUUAAAUUCAGGUUUUCUCACAGGCUUUUUGAACAUUUUGAUAAUGUAAUUCUGGAUAAAAUGACUACUGAUUGGUCAUUUGGUGCUUACAAAUGUGUGUUUUAAUCUUGAGGAGGAUUGUUCCUCAGGAACAUGCUGUUCUUACUGUAACUGUGUGACACAGCAAACCAAUGUUCUGUUUAACAAAGAAAUGUCUUAACUCGCAACAUUCAAAGCUAAACUGUCUUUAACCUUCCCACAACUGGACCCCUAAACGCCGUGUCAGACCUCAAGUAGUAUUACCUCACUGACCUGUCUCAUCAGUAAUUAAAGGACAGUUAUUUACCCUUUGCAUUGUACCUGCCCACAACAAGCUGUUUUGUCUGUAUGUUCACAUGCAGGGUUCCUAUCCAUCGGUAGGUUCCACCAGUCUGAAAGCUCUGAAAACACAAACUCUGGUCCAUCUAUGAUAUACACAUAUGUUGGAACUGCUCUGAUCAUUCCCAGUAUUGUGGAAAGUGCAGUUUUGGAUAGUCUCGAGGCAAAGUCAGUUAGUUCAUCUAUUGUAAUCGAUAGAUACACAAUGCUGGAUCAUAGAUGUUGAUCAUUUGGGAUUUGGAAAUGGAAAAAUGUAUAGGAACCCUGCCACAUAAGGACCUAUGACUUGUGUAUUAAACGUUUUUAUAGCCUACAGGUCUGUACCUAACCAGCUCAACCAAAACUCCUCCUGCAGUCUUUAAUGUCACUUCUCAUAGUGACUUUUAUGUUUCAAGGACCUUCAUCCAGUCACAUAUGUAAAUUGUUCAUUGUUUUUGGUUUUUAGUUUUCGUACCAAUUCUCCUACCUAAUAUCCUAACAGACUGUAUGGGUUUUAAUAAAAGGUUAAAAGGCAGAUGGCCUCCUGUUUGCCUGGAGCCAGUACGCGAUUGGUUCGACCUGCACCAGGUGCUUGGACCCUGGUGUACCUGUUUCAAGGCUGGGUGAAAAUCUGGUUAUUAAAUUAUAAACCGGCAAAAACAUAAUGCAUUUUUUUUGCCAUUUAUUUUUCAGUUACUACUCCCCAUUUCUCUCUUCCCUUAACAUUCUGUAAACACUCAUUGUAAACUCUUGCUACAACUUUUUGAUGAAACAAAACAGAUUCAGAUUAAAAUGAUUUAAAAACCAAAAACAAUGAGCCUUACCAGCUUGUCAGCUCAUGAAAGAGUACUGUGUUAGAAAAUCCCCACAGGAAUCAUGUAAUAAUUGUCUCCAUUAUCUCUGCAAGUGCAGACUUGGUGUGUUAAAGGCGUAUACACAGGCUGUUUUAUAGAAAUGAGGCUCAUGUCAAGUAAUUCUCCAGUGUUCAGAGACAUCAGUGAUCUGGUUUGCAUGUUGAUGUUGGGAAAUCCUGUUAAACACCUGGGAUGGCGGAUACCAUGUUCCAUGUUAUUUUGUAACUUCUGUAAAGUCUCUGCUCCUCACGUCACCCAGAGUCGUCGUCAUGUUCAAAGUGUUGCCACCUCCUGCUUCUCCUGUAAGAAUUCAGUCUGUUUAUGAUAAAUGUGCAUAAGCUUUUUCCUCAGGUGAUAAAGCUGUAACCCCCACCACGAAGGUGCUACUGUAAUGGUGACUACAAACAGAAAUAGUUUUUAUCAACACACUCAUUUCUGUAUAUGCAGAACACUGCGUACACUGCUCUGUACUGUUUAGAAGGACUGGCAUUGAAACAAAGGUUUCAUCUGUUCAUUUUUGUAAACUUUUUUUUGUUUGAUGUGGUUGCGUUCACACUGCAGCUUUGUGCUACUGUUUCCCCCUCACAUCAGAUGAAAACAUUUUGUCUUGACCACGUUUAUCUUUAGUACAGUAUCACAGGAGGGGUCUCACACGUUCGAAGGAACAGAUCCACACGUAACAGCUAGUGUUUUACUCGCUCUGAACGCAACUCGAAGCAAAUUUUACACCUCAGUUUUAUGCGCACAACUACAGUGAUGGUGUAAUAGGUCCCAGGUGCUACACAAUGCGGGCGACCUACACUCAGUUCUGGGCCUGAAUGCAUCCUAUGUAGAGCACUGAAGCUGCUUCCGCUCUGUAGAUGGACUACUUUCACAGCGCUGGCUGUGUAGACACAAGGCUUGCGAGUUCAUUGACCGUUGUAAUCUCAAACCGUCACCUAUGGAAACUGUCUCGAUUUGUCAUAACAGUGUCACCAUGUAGGACAAAAACACAACACAGUGGAAAUGAGACCAAACAGAAUCUCAUGUGCAAGGUCUAAAACUAGUAACUGAUGACAGCAUGAAUGUUUUACCUACAUGGUGAUGUUCUGUGGAACUGUUGUCUAUUUUACAGCUUGCAGGUUCCUGUGUUCUUGUUAAAUCACACAAUAGACAAAUAUACACAAAAAUCUAAUGUGUGGAUUUCAACAUAAAAGGCUGCAGUGUGAACAAAGCCUUUCACUUUGUCCCUGUGUACUGAGUAUUGUUCCAAGAGCCCUGUGAUCUAUGUGACGGAUGGGGAACCUGAUGGAACUGUUGGGGUCUUUGCCACAGUGAUGGUCAGAGAUGCUCUGUCUCCGCUGUGCUCUCUAUGGUGCUAACAACUCCUUGUUUCAAACUUCAGACGUUUUCAAGAAAGAUUCAGUCAGAGACAGAAAAGCACUGUGCUGCGAAGUUCUCCUGUCGGCCUGUUUCCCCAAACGACCUUGCACUGUACGUGUACGUGCUCGAGUCCUCUGGUUGUCUACUCUUGUCGGAGCUGUCUCGCUGUGCAGAUAAAGAAGGUGCUGGCUUUUUCUGUUUCUUUUUCAUUGGUUUGUUGGCUGGGCUUGCUCUGGAAAGCAAAUUUAAAUAAAUCAUAGACUGUGACGGGGCUGAUGCUGUGAAAAAUAAAAGAAAACUGGUGAGAAAUUGGGUGUGCCAGCUGCAAUUUCCUGCCUCAAAGAGAAACUCACACUUAUUAUAGGCUUCUCUGGUGAGAUGUGUGGGCCUCCAUCUCUAACAGUGUAUGACUUACAGUUGAUUUUUGUUUUAGUAUUCCCAAAGUUCUCUCAAGCUCUAGGGAGUUUGACCUUCUGUGUGUGUGUGUGUGUGUGUGUGUGUGUGUGUGUGUGUGUGUGUGUGUGUGUGUGUGUGUGUGUGUGUGUGUGUGUGUGUGUGUGUGUGUGUGUGUGUGUGUGUGUGUGUGUGUGUGUGUGUGUGUGUGUGUGUGUGUGUUGCAUCUGCCACCUCCUCUGCACCAGAAUGGAUCGAUGUUCAUGCUUUUUAUCGGCACCAACAUUGAGACAUCAGUGCCGCUAUGCUUGACAGGCGAGCUAAGAGGCUUACAGGAGGCUCGACUCUGCCUGGCUGCAGAUAGGGCUCCGUAUCGGUUCCAAAAGGUCUCCGGCAUGGAGGGGAGGCCCGUGAUCUGUCAGAGCUACAGCUCUCGGGCUCAUCUUCUCGGCUUCAACCUUGAACGCCUGUCAGGCUGCUUGUUAACUCCCGCUAGGAUCUGUGGGUGAGAGGGGGUGGGGGAUUUCCAUUCGGGGUGGUUUCACAGCUUCACGUGGACUCUGCUUACCAGUACCUACCACCAUGAUGUGAAGACGAAUAAACAAUUUAUUCGGGCUGCUUUGUAUGCCCUUUCUGAGCUCGUCUCAGAAGCUCUACAUUCAUUUCUAGCUUAUUGGCAGCAGAAUCAUUCCUGGCAACUUAAAAUAUCUCUUCUUUGUUCACUCCACUGUACUAAGUGUCCACUCCGGGAGUGUGAUAGCUUUCUUUGUUGCCCAGCUCACUGUUUCUCCCUCAUUUCUGAGUCCUCUCUAAAACUCAGUAAUCUCACAGGCAGGCUUUGUGUGUGACAGCGAGGGAGACCUCAAGGGUCACUCAGAUGACUGCACGGACACACUCCAAAAAAAAUAAUAUAUAUAUAUAUAUAUAUAUAUAUAUAUAUAUAUAUUGUCUGGCCGGAGUGGCCAUGCACUGCUGCAGUUGCUGCCUGCUCUAAAAGGCUGCUCCACUCUGAAAAGCGCCACGCUCAAGUGCACUGAAUCACGUCGCCAUGGGUGGUGCGGUUUGAAAAGCAAAAGACUGGUUAAAUUAUGGAUUGUUUUACCACUUCAGGGUCGUGGCUGUUGCUUUUGGAGAUUGUUCACUGGUGGCGGGAUCAGCAAAGUCCUCUUUUCAAAGACGCAGUAGUUGAAAAAGACUCCCCUUGACGUUUAUGUAUGAGUGUCAGAUUGAGACUGCUGGUUUCAGUAAUUCCCAAAUAAAGUGGGAAAUCGGUCCACAGCUAUCAACCUCACAGUGGCAUGCCCCCAUGAGCCAUAGCAGAUGUCAUCAAUAAAUCUGUCCAGUUUUUUUUUAUUAUUUAUUUAUGCUGAAAAAGUGACUUCUGCAGUAGUUUCUUGGUUAUUGAAUUUUUUGAGAAGAGAUUUGCUCUCCUUUUUUUGCUCACAAAUUUUGUAUUUCUCUUUUUUUGUGAAACCUAUAUUGAACUCAUGCAUAAAAUGGCUUAAAUUAUGAAUUUUGCAAUUGAAUUCCCCUUUUUUGUAUUAUUCCAAGUGAGUUAAUGUCUACGCAAUGCUCUGUCUGUGUAUAACAAACACAUAGGUGUCUUCUUUUUUAGGUCAAGCAAAAAAAACAACAAAAAAACAAGAGAAGUAAAUUGUGUGAAUCUGGCAAUGUGGUUAUUGUAUUUGCAAGGAAAAUGUGCAAUAUACGGUUCUCAGAUGGUUCCAGGUUUCAGCAUAGAACUCCAAUAUUUAAUUUUUAAACUGUUUUUUCUUUUUUCCAGUCAGUUCCUCAGGUCACUAAAUGCCUUCUGGUCCUGAGGGUGACCAGGAAAUCUCAGAACAUACACUAAUGCACCCGAAAUACAAAACGACUGGAUUAUAUUUUAGUCUUGUCUCUCUCUCUUUUCUUUCCUCCCCGUUUUUGUCUGUGACAGUUUUCUCAGACUUUGGUUGUUUUGUUUUGUUUUGUUUUCAGGUUAACACAGGCACUUGUUCAGGUGUCCUUUUCCUUGCCUCCUUUUGUAUUAUUGUUAUUUAUUGCACAUGUAAUGAACUGGUUUCCAUUGCCACAUUAAAUUCAAGGAGUUUUGGGUCUAGAAUGGGGCUGGAAUUUCUUACGUACAAAACUACAGAAGCUUUUGUCAAAACCUAAGUGUGUAUUUCAUCAAUAAAUGCCUUUUAAAAGUG
Molecule: messenger RNA, 7983 nt
Organism: Dicentrarchus labrax (European seabass)
Lineage: Eukaryota; Metazoa; Chordata; Actinopteri; Moronidae
Product: polycomb group RING finger protein 3
Exons: 10
Coding region: 214-963 (249 amino acids)
Biological process (GO): regulation of transcription by RNA polymerase II
Cellular component (GO): PRC1 complex
Source: RefSeq, a predicted model, not a curated record